AUGUCUGAAAAAGGCUGAGGAACAGUCCCAGAAGAAGGAGGAGCUACUGAUGACCCUGGAGGAGAAACUGAGAGAACUGGAAGAGCAGUUGUUCAGAUGCCAGGAGCAGAAGACCCAACUAAAGGUAGAGCUGGAGCAAAGACAACAGGAGGCUGAGAAGAGAGAAGACCAGUACCAAGAAGAACUCAAGGAGCAGCAUGAGCUGGUCCGAGCCAUGAAGAGACGUGUGGUGGAGCUGAUUCAGGAAAAAGACAGCCUAUGGCAGAAGACUGAGCAUCUCUCUUCCCUGGCCCCUCAGCUCUGUGUAGUCUGUAAUAAGAUCUUUGGCCGUCUGUCUAGGAGAUAUAAAUGCAGCACAUUCAGCUUUUGGAUCCUGACUCACUUCAGAGGUGUCGGCAGCAACAGGCAGAGACAUUGGCUGGCGUCUAGAAUGGCCAACGUGUUUGAGAUGAGCUCAGAGGAUAUUCUCCACUUGUUUGAUGAUGAUUUCAAUUUUUCUGGAUACAGUACAGACCUGCCACCUGAAUCUGCGGAUGCAUCCCCCUGCCGCAUCGAGGACUCAGGCCUCAACAAGUACUUUGUCAUGACCCUAUACAUCGUCGUGUUCUUGCUGAGUUUGCUGGGAAAUUUUCUGGUGAUGCUUGUCAUCCUCCACAACCGGCUCAGCCGUUCAGUCACAGAUAUCUACCUGCUCAACUUGGCCAUGGCUGACCUGCUCUUUGCCCUGUCACUGCCCAUCUGGGCCGCCUCCAAGGUGAACGGCUGGAUCUAUGGUACCCCUCUUUGCAAACUGAUCUCCCUCCUGAAGGAGGUCAACUUCUACAGUGGCAUUCUGCUGCUGGCCUGCAUCAGUGUAGACCGCUACCUAGCCAUUGUCCAUGCUACUCGUGCUUUGACUCAGAAGCGCCACUGGGUAAAAUUCAUCUGCAUGGGCAUCUGGGGCCUGUCCUUGGUCCUGUCCAUGCCCAUUCUUUACUCCCGUGAGGCAUUCAAGUCAGAGGAUUAUGGCUUUGUCUGUUAUGAGAGCUUGGGCAAAAGUACUGAAAAAUGGCGGCUGGUACUGAGGAUCCUGCCCCAGUCCUUUGGUUUUGUCCUGCCCCUGCUGGUCAUGCUCUUCUGCUAUGGCUUCACCCUGCACACCCUCUUUGAAGCACACAUGGGACAGAAGCAUCGGGCCAUGCGGGUCAUCUUUGCUGUGGUCCUUGUCUUCUUACUCUGCUGGCUGCCCUACAAUCUGGUGCUGGUCACUGACACCCUCCUGAGGACCAAUUUGAUUGAGGACACCUGUCCACGAAGGAAGGCGAUUGAACAGGCCAUAAAUGCCACUGAAGUGCUGGGCUUCCUCCACAGCUGCCUCAACCCCAUUAUCUACGCCUUCAUUGGGCAUAAGUUCCGUUACAGCUUCCUCAAAAUCCUGGCUGCCCAUGGUAUGGUCAGCAAAGAGUUCUUAGCCCAGCACAGCAAGCCCUCAGUCCAUGGUUCCUCCUCUGGAAAUACCUCUACCACCCUUUGAAGAUCCCUUUGGUCCAGAUUUCCUGGGUCUCUCCUUGUCCUUCUUUGCCUUUCUCCCAACUGUCUCCAAAAUUUCACUCUGGGAAAAGUUAGCUUCUCCUUUUUUAUGGAUGCCUCUGCCGUGUGAUAUGGGAGGAAACUGAGUGCCCUAUUAAGGGAUACCACCUCGGGGACAGCUAGGUGGCACAGUGGAUAAAGCACCAGCCCUGGAUUCAGGAGGACCUGAGUUCAAAUCCGUCCUCAGACACUUGAUACUUACUAGCUGUGUGACCUGGGCAAGUCACUUAACCCUCAUUGCCCCACCAAAAAAAAAAAAAGAAAGAAAGAAAGAAAGAAAAGAAAAGAAAAAGGGAUACCACCUCAACAGGAAUUAUGUCUACCCCUGCAAUUACCUUGAACUCUUGGAUUACAGUUGCCAUAUCGACAGGACAGCUCCUAUUAUUUAACCCCCUCAGGCUAUAGCAUGAUUUCCUGAGAUUCCUAGAUCCUAUUUAGGGUGACUAUUAGGGGAUUCCACAGCAGAGAAGGGACAUGGGGAAGGAAGGGAACUGUCAGAUUUCAUAAAUAAGUCUGUUUUCAUGUAAUCUCUUUGUCUAUCAUUAGAGUCGGCUAGGUGGCUUAGUGGAUAGAGCUCUGGGCCUGGAGUCAGGAAGACCAGCCUCAGAUAUGCACUAGCUGUAUGACUCUGGGAAAGUUGCUUAACCUCUUAAUCCACUGGAAAAUGAAGUAGAAAACCAAUCCAGUAUAUUUGCCAAGAAAACCCCACACAAGGUCACAAAAAGUUGGAUAUGACUGAAAGACUGAACAACAGUCUUGUCUACCCAGGACCUGGAACUGGGAGAGAAAAAUUAAACUUGAAGAUGGACUUCUAAUCAGCUACUUACAAAGACAGGCCUGAUCCUUAUUUUCUCUUGGACUUGUUCUGCUGAAAAUAAA
This is a messenger RNA of Dromiciops gliroides (monito del monte), 2448 nucleotides long. RefSeq names its product C-X-C chemokine receptor type 2-like. NCBI's taxonomy places the organism in Eukaryota, Metazoa, Chordata, Mammalia, Microbiotheria, Microbiotheriidae. The transcript is spliced from 5 exons. The record is from RefSeq and is a predicted model, not a curated record. Gene Ontology annotation, cellular component: membrane. Gene Ontology annotation, biological process: neutrophil chemotaxis; G protein-coupled receptor signaling pathway; immune response. The coding region runs from base 50 to 1513 and encodes 487 amino acids. Gene Ontology annotation, molecular function: C-X-C chemokine receptor activity.